AUGAACGGGUUCAGGGCGAACACAAAUAGCAAGAAAUGGAAGUAUUUCAAUAAUAGAAGAAACACAACUAGGAAUGAUAAGAAUGGGAGGUUCAGAGGGAACAAUGAGAAUUCCAAGAGAAAGGAAACAAAAAAUGUUGAAGAAAUUGUGGAAUACUUAAAUAACAUUUCAUAUAUUUUGAAUGAAAAAUAUGAGAAAUAUUUUGUUUACGAAUUGAAAGAAGAGAAUUUAAAAAAAGGAAAUAAAUGUUUUGGUGCCAUAAAUUUGAAUUACUCUUACAAUUUGGAGGAUGAUAUAUGUAUUUUAAUAAAAAUAAAAGACGAAAUAGAAAAUAAUGAAAAGGAAUUAAUAAAUCAGAGAAAGUGUUCGAAGAUAAUGGAAAAGAUAAUAUAUUAUUGUUUCUUUUUAUUAAAAUGUAAUGAAAAAGAUAUGAAAAAUAAUGAAAUAAGCGCAAGAGGUAAUGAAAUAAGCACAAGAAGUAAUGAAAUAAGCACAAGAAGUAAUGAAAUAAGUAUUCAGUGUUUAGAAAUUUAUAACCACUUUCUGCAUGUUGUUUGCUCUGAUUAUCUACAUCUAGCAACGUCUAGUUAUGGGUCUCAUUUUGUGCAAACAGUUAUAUGUGUAUACACUUUUUUUAAAAAAUUUGAAGAGAAAUAUAUAGAUGAAAUGAAAAAUAGAAAUAGGAACUAUCAAGAGAUGUGCAUAUAUUUUAAAGAAAUUUGUAAUGUCACAACAGAGAAUAUCUUUCCCUUAAUGUUACAUAAAUCAGGUACACAUGUGCUAAGAUCAUUUAUGUAUUCUUUAUGUGGCUAUCUAAAUAUUAGUAUAUCCAAUAUAUCAUUUAGAAAAUCUAAAAUUAGAAGUACGAACACUAGAACAGAAUUGAAGUAUAUGGAUAAAGGGUAUGCUGGAAACUGUCGAAGCAACACAUCUGGUGAUAAUGCCAUGUUAUAUGAGUAUAUGAACAUAAUUGUUCAAAAGGUAACAGAGGAAAUAGUAAACCCGAGGGUAUCUCUAUCCGCAAAAAAUUUACUCUAUCAGUAUGUGUUUUAUGAUGAAAUGGAGAUUAGCCAUGCAGGUGAUGGCAGCGGAGGAAGUGAUGCAAACGGGAGAAGUGAUGGCAACGGAAGAAGUGAUGCACAUGACGUGUGCAAGGACAGUAGUCAUAACGAAAAGGAGAGGAAAACAUUUGGAGAGAACAAAUAUAUUAUGGAAAGUUUGAGUCAGCAUUUGAUCCCUCCACUGCUGUAUAACACAUAUUCUGUUCCUGCAUUAGGAACGCUGUUUGAGCUUUUGAGGGAGAAAAAUAUAGAAUGCAAUAAAUUAUUAAGUGAAAUAUUAUUAAUAGAUAAAACGAAAAAAUAUUUUAUUAACCAAGCACGGGAGAAUUGUAAAUGUUAUGAGGAAAGUCCACUAAAACAGAUGUUAAGUAUUUUGAUUAAGUUAGAUGGUCCAAGUAUAAUGAUUGAAAAGAUGCUUAAAAUGAAUAGUGAACCCAUUUUUUAUGUUUUUAAUGUUUAUAUAUUGAAAAAUAUAAAUAGUUUAGUAUGUGAUAAUGCAUACUCCAAUUUGGUUAUGAAUAAUUACCUCACUCUGGAAUAUAUUACUGAAGAGAUGUUUGACUUGUUAAUAAAAAAUAUAGACAUUGAUAUGAUAAUUCGUAGGAAAAAAUUCAAUGUGUUGCGGGGAUUAUUCGACUUGUCUCAGUUUUACAAGAGAAAUUGUAAGUUGUUAUUGAACAAGUUGCUACGAUGGUUGCAAGUUGAUGGAACUGCAAUUGGUAGCACUUCUGGUGCGACAAAUUCGGGAUGGAAAUUUCUUUGGAUAUGCAUCUUGUGCAUGCGAAGGCACGAAGAUCUUCAUCCCAUUCUUCGAGACAUGUUCAAUGAGGAGAGAAAAAAAUUGUCAAUUGAAGAGCAUCAAAUUGACAAAUCCAACUUAAACAAUUAUAAUUUUUAUGAUUACAUAAAAAUAGAUACAAAUGGAUAUUACAUUAUGACACACAUUUUGUCUUUUCCUAGAGAUUCCAUUACUCCUGUAACAAAUUCGUUUAAGCAAUUUUGUAAUUUUUUAAAAAUUGUGAAUACCAAUAGAGCUAGUGAAAAGGAUAUUGAAAAGUAUAAUAAUUUUGUUCAAAUGUUUACAGAAACUCAUGAUGGGGGAGGAGAGGGGAGGGGUGGGGCUGACAAUCCAACUCAGGAAGAGGGAGAAAAAGAUGUAAAUACUGAAAGUAAGGAGAAGGUAGUAGUAGGUUGGAGAAAUAAUGCGUGGCCUGAUCAAACCAGAUCAGGUGGAAAAAGCACUGCGAAUGAUGUGAGGAAGAAAGUCAAACCAUUCGUACGAAAGAACACAGAAUUGCGAGGAAACAUCUUAUUAUACUUUUGUUGUGACAAGAAUUUGUCCAUUCUUUGUGAAAAAAUUGCACACACAUUUAAUUUGAUAAAUGAAAAGUAUUUGAGAAAUUUCAUCCUGAUAUUUAGAAAUGAGUAUGGGAAAAUAGCCAGCCAUUACAUAGGGGCUCACACAGUAGUUACCUUUUUUAAAUUAGGAUCUGACGACAUAAAAAAAAAUAUAUUAGAUGCGCUCGUAGAGAAUGAUAUUACUGUGUAUAAUAGUUAUAUAAAGAAUUUCAUGAAGCUUAAGGAGUAUAAGAAAACCAAGACCAUAAGUACGAAUAGUAAGAAGUACCUCAAGGCCAAAGAAAUGUUCAAAGAUAUCUUGACAACGUCAAAGGAAAGGGAUGAAAGGGAGGAAGAGGAGAAAGUUGUAGGUAAGGUGAAAAGCGUCCAAACUGUAGAGUCGCACACGCGAGAUAGCGAAAACGAGGAGGCAGCAGAAGAAGAGAUCGAAGAGGAAGAGAAGGAAGAGAAGGAAGUGAACGAGGAGGAAGAGAAGGAAGAGAAGGAAGUGAACGAGGAGGAAGAGAAGGAAGAGGAAGAGAAGGAAGAGGAAGAGAUCGAAGAGGAAGAGGAAGUGAACGAAGAAGAGAAGGAAGAAGAGAACGAAAAGAAGGAGGAUCCGGAGGAUAUGGAAGACGAGGGAGGUUUCCAUGAGGACUAUAAAGUAGCCAGUUCAGAUGAGACUCGCAGCGCUGAUUGGUUAGGGAAAGAAAAUUUUCACCAAGAUGGGGAAGGACAAAAUGAUAGUAAAGACAGUCGAGUUGGAGAUGAGGGUUACAUGAAUUUAAUAACAGAUUUCAUAAAAAAUUCAAAAAAGAAAAAUCGUAAAAGGAAGAAGGAAAAGGAGAAAAUAGAUCAUGUAUUAGGGAAAAUUGCUAAGUACUCCUAA
Messenger RNA from Plasmodium gonderi, 3288 nucleotides. RefSeq lists its product as hypothetical. The transcript has a single exon. Gene Ontology annotation, molecular function: RNA binding. Gene Ontology annotation, biological process: endonucleolytic cleavage to generate mature 5'-end of SSU-rRNA from (SSU-rRNA, 5.8S rRNA, LSU-rRNA); ribosomal small subunit export from nucleus; endonucleolytic cleavage in ITS1 to separate SSU-rRNA from 5.8S rRNA and LSU-rRNA from tricistronic rRNA transcript (SSU-rRNA, 5.8S rRNA, LSU-rRNA). The record is from RefSeq and is a predicted model, not a curated record. NCBI's taxonomy places the organism in Eukaryota, Apicomplexa, Aconoidasida, Haemosporida, Plasmodiidae. The coding region runs from base 1 to 3288 and encodes 1095 amino acids. Gene Ontology annotation, cellular component: preribosome, small subunit precursor; 90S preribosome; nucleolus.